Molecule: messenger RNA, 1394 nt
Organism: Papaver somniferum (opium poppy)
Lineage: Eukaryota; Viridiplantae; Streptophyta; Magnoliopsida; Ranunculales; Papaveraceae
Exons: 1
Coding region: 95-607 (170 amino acids)
Cellular component (GO): chloroplast
Source: RefSeq, a predicted model, not a curated record
GAAGAUAAUAAAAAGGAUAAUACUGAGAACCACACCCUAUUUUGCUCUGCUGAAAAGAAGAAAAGAGGAAAGGAAAUCUACAAGGUCGAAGAGAAUGGAAGCUAACGCUCUCGGCUGUUCUCUCAUAUCCUCAAACCCAUCAAGGUUCUUCCACAACCCUGUUAGCUACAGAUUAUCUCCGCAACCUCACCGGAAUCGUCGUCAUCAAUCUCUAAGAAUCAAAGCUGGUCCUAGUGGCAGCAAUGACAGUGUGAACGAUGGCGACAUUCCACCACCACCAACAUCACCAAUCACACCGCCAGACACAGUUGAGAUUAGGUUCCGGCGAGGAUCAAGAAAAAGAUCUAAACAGGAGAAACUGGAUCCUACUGGUGAAAGACCCAAGCCUCCUAAAAAAGAAUGGGAAGCCAUGACCUAUACAGAGAAGGCAAUUGAGCUGUACAUGGGAGAGAAGGGGCUUCUUUUCUGGUUAAACAAGUUUGCAUACGCCUCCAUCUAUAUAAUCAUAGGUGCAUGGAUUCUGUUCCGCUUCGUUGGUCCUUCACUCGGGUUUUAUCAACUAGAUGCUCCUUCUUUGACACCAAGUGAUAUUCUGCUCAAACCAUAAAACCAGCCAAGGAAUUGAAGGAAUAAAGGAAAUGAAAUUUACAUCACCAACAUCAACUUGUUACCAAUCUUAUCCAUUUAUCUUGUUUCUCGUCUCUACUUCUCUAAAUUACAUUUUGGUUCUACAACUAACGAUUAGACAUAAAAGCAAACUGGUGUAGGCGAGGAACAAAAUUAAUUAACGGUCUCCAGAUCGGGUUUUCCUCAACCUGCCGCGUGUCAUCCGAAUAGCUUCAUUCAUGACUGUAUCUUGCUGUGGUUGGUUUGCAUUUUCAUUUGCUGCAGCUGGAACUGGUUCUUUCUUACUUAUUUCUGCUUCAACAUUCGAAGGUUUACUAAUACUGGAAGGAAGAGCAGUCUCACUAGCAAGUAGCGCAGCAACUGUUGUUUGUGCACUGACUGCUGCUGCUACAACUGCUGCAGUUACUGAGGGUGCUAGAGGUUUUGGAUGAGAAACAACUGUCUCUUGAGCUGGCUCCUGUUGCUCUUCAGUUGUGCCUGUACUAGCAGUGCGUGUUGGCUGUUGAGUCGUACCUGUGCUGGAAGUACGAGACGGCGGUUGUGCAGUAGGGGGAGCUGCUGGACGAGGUCUGACAUUAGCAGGAGGUUGGCGAGCCUCUACACCCUGCUGUUGCUGCAUAAGGAAUUUUAGUUGGUCACAAAGUCACUUUAUAUUGUAAUAGCAUUUUCCACGGUAAUUUGGUUUUUAAAGAGUGCAAUAAAAUCAGAUAAAGGUCACAGUAAUCGGUUUCAUUGAGUUGCAAUACGAAAAUUAUACUGCGUUUCUA